Molecule: messenger RNA, 9942 nt
Organism: Gasterosteus aculeatus aculeatus (three-spined stickleback)
Lineage: Eukaryota; Metazoa; Chordata; Actinopteri; Perciformes; Gasterosteidae
Gene: zbtb7a
Product: zinc finger and BTB domain containing 7a
Biological process (GO): regulation of transcription by RNA polymerase II
Molecular function (GO): RNA polymerase II cis-regulatory region sequence-specific DNA binding; DNA-binding transcription factor activity, RNA polymerase II-specific; protein binding
Source: RefSeq, a predicted model, not a curated record
GCGAAGGGCCAACCCAAUUCUUGAACUUCUUGUUCAAUGUACCGAGUUUUUCAGUCCAGACUUUGCUCCAGACUUUGCUGUUAUCUUAAAUCAAACACCUGCAUGCAUUAAGUUAUCACCUGAGUAGAACUGGCAACCUGAUAGAAUUGUUCUCUUGUAAAACCACUAAGCUAAUAUACAUGUUAUAUCGGCAUAUUCAUUUUUAAGUGUGUUGUACUUUAGUUCAAAAAACGAGCCCAUCCAUCUCCAUCAAAGUUUAAGGAAUUAGUAAUUCAGUCGUAUUUGCUUGGGUUUCUCAGUAGUUAUCAACUGUGUAUUGUCUUUUACGAGCCGAUCACUUUUUGCAACUGAAAAUAUUUAAUAAAAAGAGACCAAAUAGAUGUUUGCUUUUCAGUUCAGUAGGGUUAAAUCAAACGUUGCAGUAAUCAUUUAAACACCCCGUCUGAAAGUCUGAUAGUAGUUCUUUUUACUUUUUCUAGAGUUCAACAGAACCCCUAAACGGUGCCCGUUGGGUGGUUUACUUUUGGUCAAGAAACAUGCAAGGUUACACAGGGUUAACAGUUUGUUCCUUUUAGUAUUUAGGAAUGACUGGUAUGAGUCAGCCAAAGACGGAGUUACUCCCAGAGUGGAAAUUCUGCAGCCCUCAGAUGAUACAUCUCAGGCACGAUAAAAACACUUUGACCAACUUCUGCCACAGGCUGAUGGCAGUUUCUUCAGUGAAUGACAAGACAAUUGGGCGUGACCUCCUUGGCAUCGCCAGGAAGAACGCACGCCACACAGUCCGCGAGACCGGUGUGGGUUGUUCUGAUCCUGAGCGGCAACUUUGCUGUUUGUCCUCGCUGCGUGUCGAUACGUGGGAGGGGGGAGGUGGAGGGACGCUACGGAUGAGCUGGAGGUGAUCAGGGUGGAGGUGGGUUGGCCAUGUGUUGAAGUAGCUGUUUGACUUGCAAAGCAGGCCUGGGUGCUCUUCCAGUGGGCACUGAGAGAACGACCUUCCCUGGAAGUGGAACGCCGGGGACGCAGAAAGCUGCUGCUGCUGCUGCACCGCUUCGUGCUGGGUUGCGGGCCGCGUCACCCGCAGGCAUGAAUUAGUGAUAAGGAAUGUUCGGAGCCAUGAGGAGGUGUCAGGAUCAGACAGGCAGACGGACAGACGGCAGGACGGAUACACGAGUGGGGGCUGUGCUAGGCGGCUCGGCGGCAGGCUGGUGGAAGAUGUCGUCAGGAGCCGGUGGGAGGGGUGGAAGGCGGCUCAGGGGGACAGCAAGCGGCGGCGGAGGAGGGAGGGGCGGGGCCGGCGAGGCAGAGGAAGGCCCCGUGGGGAUCCCGUUCCCCGAGCACAGCGCCGACAUCCUGGGCAGUCUGAACAAGCAGCGGCUCAGCGGCCUGCUGUGCGACGUGCUGCUGGUCGCCGAGGACCGGGAGUUCCCGGCUCACCGCUCCGUCCUGGCGUCCUGCAGCUCCUACUUUCACAAGCUCUUCACGUCGGGGGCCGCCGCAGACCAACAGAACGUCUACAACAUCGACUUUGUGGCGGCAGAGGCUCUGGGAGCGUUGCUGGACUUUGCCUACACAGCGACAUUGACAGUCAGUCACAGCAGCGUGGCGGACAUCCUCACUGCCGCACGCCUCCUGGAAGUCCCACCUGUCAAGGACGUCUGUAGCCACCUGCUGGACACCAAAGUGCUCUCCCCGCCGGCGGGCAUUGAGCGACGAGACGAAGAUGAAGAUGAGGAGGGCAAGGGCAGAGUAGGCAGGGAGCAGGGCAACCGGGUCAGGGCCCGGGAGUACCUGGAGUACUUCCAGAAAGGGGCUCACUGGAGCAGCAGCUGCAGCACGCCAGAGCUCAGGGACCUGGCCACACAUCUGCACUUUAACCACGGUAAUGGCGGGAUCCCCAGCAACGGGGCUCCGGUCGGCCCCGGUGAGUACUACUCCCCCCUGGCCCUCGCCUUGGCCCAGGCCCAGGCCCAAACACAGGAGGAAGAGGACGAGGACGAUGAGGACGACGAGGACGGGGAGGCGGGGCAGGGAAACGGGGCGGGUCUGGGAUCAUCUUUCUACCCUGCGUCCCAGAACGGCCACUUCUUCCUCGCCCCCGAGGCAGAGGAUGGGAGUAGGGAGGCGAGGGACAGGGGUUCUGCCAGUGCACUCUUGCAGCAGAUGAUGGACUCCAUCGAGAGGCAGAAAGAACGUGCGUCGACCGGGGAGGAACAGGGAGACGGGGACGACCCCGACAUGGAAUUUUACUUGAAUUAUUUUAACAGCACUCAGCAUGAGGAUCCAGCUUCUGCAGCUGAGACACAGGGAGUGCUUUGGCCAUCACGAGGCAGAACAGGCCCAGACGGAGGAGGAGGAGGAGGAGGAGGAGGAGAGGGGGGAGUGGGAGAGAGAGGCAGCGGGGUCGGAGGAGGAGGAGGAGGAGGAGGUGGAGGCGGCAGUGGGGGCGAGAGGAAGAUGCGCUCUAAGGCCUCCCAGAAAUGCCCCAUAUGCUCCAAGGUCAUUCAAGGAGCAGGCAAGCUACCCCGCCACAUCCGAACGCACACGGGAGAGAAACCGUAUGAAUGCGCCAUCUGCAAAGUGCGCUUCACCAGACAGGACAAGCUCAAGGUUCACAUGCGGAAGCAUACAGGAGAGAAGCCUUACCUUUGUACGCAAUGUGGCGCCGCCUUUGCUCACAACUACGACCUGAAGAACCACAUGCGCGUGCACACGGGCCUGCGCCCCUACCAGUGCUCAAGCUGCUUCAAGACUUUUGUGCGCUCGGAUCACCUGCACCGCCACCUCAAGAAGGACGGCUGCAACGGCAUCCCGUCCCGCCGGGGCCGAAAGCCUCGGGUGCGGGAGCAGGGGCUCCUCGACGCCCCCCUGGGCCUGCUGGGCCCCGGCCCCGACUCGGGCCCCGGGCCUCGCUCCAUCAGGGGACGGCGGCGCUCGGGGGCGUCCUCGACGCCGGAGGUGGAGGGGCCUGCCGGAGCCCGCGCGCACAGUCCUCGGCUGCAGGAGUUUGCGGGGGAGGCCGGUCCCUGAGGCGGCGGCGGGACGACAAGGACACACUGCUGGACACCAUUGUCACUCUGCACGGCCUGUGAGACGGGCCAGUGAACGGAGGGGAGAAAAAACACAUAAAGGCAAACUUUAAAAAAAGCAAAACAACAACUAACUAUUCCUCUUUGAACCAAAUCAGGGUGUCACAAAAAAUCUAAUCUUUGUAUUGCUUUUUCCUUCUUGUUUAGGAAAUGGAGUAGACUUUUAAGCACUUGAGUCGAUUUAUCUGUUAAAGAGCAAAGAACGCUUCAAAUCAUGUACCCAUGACGUCCACUUUCUGGGCCAUUUCUUUCUUUAUAACAGUAGGGGUUUUAUACAUUGGCAACUGUGCUUAGGCAAAUGUAUGAUGGAUACAAAGAAGUGCGGAGCAACUAUGCAGUUGGUUUUGUCCUCACAGCCUUCAAGCUUCUAAGCAAAGUGUCUAUCGAGCACCUUGUGGCUGCUGUACGGGUGAAGCGAGGACAAAUCCUCCCAGUGAAAACUACUCUUUUUCUAUUCUUUUGCAGGUCUGAAAUGUACAGUUACCAUAGAAACAACAUUGCCACAAUAUGGCAUAUGCAAGGAAAGCUCACCGCAAUUUUGAUGCAACAGUUUUUUCUCUCUAAAUGUUCCAGAAAGAAUCAGACAGGGGUUUGAUUGAAGUGUUACUUACUCUAUAAAAUGCAUCUAUGGUUCUGUCUUAUUGAGAAACAAAUCCACGUCGAGUCAAAUCCAAUUUAUGGGGGCUCUUCAAACGCAGGACUCGGGAAUAUGGGGGUCGGAGGGUUUGUGUUUUUAAAGCACUACCAUCGUCAAUGUACCUGUUGGCUUGACUACGUUGCCUCUUAACCCCCACAACCCUGCUAAUUUCAGCUUUUUUGUUUUCCCUUUUUUGAUUAUCCUUUAAUCUUUUUGUCUUUGUUCCUCUAUGUUGACUGCUUCGGGUACUUGACACUUUAUAAUUGUAUACAUGUAUAUACAGCGGGUGGUGAUAUGACAUUCGUUCCCUCUCAAUGCUGAGGUGUACUUAGCAAUCGGGUUUUUUUCCUCUUUGGCUUGAUGUCAUAUUUCUCACAGUGAAACGUGAGCGAAAAAAACACAAAAAAAAACCCUGUAUGAGUGUUCGAUGAGAGGGGGAAGAAAAACAAAACACAUGGAGUUACCCAUCGGUCCUAAACUUAACACUUAACUUGUAUAGUUCCUACCCAAAGGAGGAGGAGGUCGAGUGAAUGAAUGUGCUUAACUUUGUGCAGUUCUUUUUUUUUUUUCGGAUUCGGUCCUUGUGUGACAAGGCGCGGGUAGCAUUUAACCAACCGCAGGUUAAAGGAAUGGCAGGGAGAGCGACAAAGAGUACGACGAAGAGAUAGAUGAGCACCUUUUUUUUUUUGUUUUUUUUUCUUCUAUGUUUGCACAGCUUUACUAAAGAUAUCCAACAGAGCGACCGAGCGAGAGAUAGAGGUAUAUUUAAAGGAAGGGGGCUGCUGUUGAGGUAUUGAGAGGAGGGCUUAUGCAUCGCGCUUAUUCCAAUCUUUUUUUCCCCCCCGAGGGACCACACAACCGCGAGGCAACCUGUACGAUGAAGAGAGCAAUAAAUACCUGUCCAAGUGGGGAGGCCAAAUGGGAGCGCAGCUGCAGCUGGUUGAUGGGGGAGGGGAACCAGGGGAGAGAAGAGCGAGGGGAGGGGGAUCUCACAAUGUCUGUUGCAUUCCAAAAAAAUAAUCUCCCCCAGCUCAGCCACGUUUCCAGGCAGGAGGGGAUCAAAUCAGGCCUUUUCUCUCCCUCUGUAGUCCUCUAAUGCCCCCGAACUCGCCUGGAGGGGAUAUUAUUAUAUUAGAGCCUGGUGUUACUGUGGGUCGGACGCCUGGUGCUGGCAGUUUAGUGUGUGUGUGUGUGUGUACACGUGUGUGCGUGGCAGCCAGGGUCGCUCUGGCCACAUCAUCACUGUGUGAGUCAGCCGCGGCCUGUUUGCAAACAUGCACCCUGAGCUGCCAGCCCCAACGCACUUUCUCUGUGUCUCUCUCACACACACACACACACACAUGGGGGUAUCCUGGGAGAGGAGUCUGUCAAAGUUGUGUUAUUGUGCUCCAAAUCCGAUGUUGUUUUCCAAACAAGCACGCAUUAAGUCGAGGAAACAUGUGUGGGAUUUAAACCCCCCCCCCCCCCCCCCUCCCUGUAAUAUUUGCUGUAGGCCCGUGGUCCCACUAUCGGCCCUCUGCAUCUUAAUUGGAAGGAGCCAGGUUAUGAAUGCACUUUUGUCAACGAAACGGGUGCUUCGAAACAAGCCACCAGUUUGAGACCAGUCCGCCCGCGGUGGCGAGCUGCAGCUCCUCCGCUGGUUUUCACAACAAGCUGCCAAAAACAAAAACCCAUAUGAGAAACUAGAACGUUGCGAACGUCUCCCAAAGGGACGGCGGGGGGAGAUUCCCAUGCAAACGUGGACGCGGUGCGUGCGUGUGCUUGCGUUGCUGGCUGGAGGGUCUCGGAUAAACACGCUUUGUGUCGGGCCCCAUCUGUUCACCAGCUACUCUCGUGACUCCUCGUCUUCUCCCAGGAACCGCGGCAGCACGCGGGCAGGAAGAAUACCAUGGUGCAGAGGAGCUCAUUGGACAGCCGCUUGUUUGCUUGCCGGCUCCCUGUCUGUUUACCCCGGUGGGCCUUUGGUGGGCACUAGUUUCUGUUUCGGCUCCUCUGUAGAGAUAAAGUUGCCGUUUUCUUAAUGCGCCGUUUGACGCUCACAUGCAGACCAAUGUCAUCUUCAUGCUUAAAGCAGCUCUGUCUUGACGUGGCGGAAGGGGACACCUGCCAACUUAAGCUUUCUCUGGACCUCCAUAUUUCCCUCUUCAGUCUUUUGCGUUGUUUGUUGAUUAACCAAAGCUCGUCGCCCUCGUUCUUAGUCGACUGUUGAGAUGUUGAUAGUGUGUCUGUAAUUUAUCCAGACUGGACCUACCUGACUAAGCCACACACAAAAUGCCCUCCUCUUGUAUACAUAUGCAGGCGUGUGUGUUAAAUCAUACAGACAUUAACUAGCGUUUGCUUCCUCUCGCUCUUUGUAUCCUUGUGGACGAUAGAAUCAGAGGUCUAAGGAUGUUUUUUUUCUGUCCGUCUAUACUUGUUUCUUUUUUUUUCCUUCUUAAAAUAACGUGUUGUGCUACAGGUUUUUUCUUACAAUCUCACUUGGCCGUGUGCGUGCGUGUGUGUGUGUGUGUGUGCGUGUGUGUGUGGGUUGGGGUUCAUGGUUUCGGGUUGCUGUGCCAGGUGGGUGGGGGAAAUGGGUGCUUGGGUGGGGUUAUGGAUAUAAAGCCUGAUAGCACUGGAAAUGGUGCUUUAGCUGAGAGAGCAAAAGUUUGCACUAAUGUUAAAUGUCCUCGUCCUGCUUAUGGGAGAAGGGCAGGAGACCUCAGAAAGGCCCGCGAGUUUCCAUGAGCACAGAGCAGUGUGGUUAAUACUCAACGGUCUCGAAAAGAGUCCAUCCAACUCCUCCGUAGAUGUAAUCGUGUACAGUAUGUUAAGAAAUAUACGGACGUCCAACAGCAACAAAUACCAAAGGGGAAGAAAUGGCUCGCGUUGAAGUCAUUGGACAUUUUAAGCUACCAAUCUCACAUUAAUCGGCUCUUGAAAAGAGGAAGCUUUUAAACACGGCAAAUUGUAUUUGCGCUUCUUGUAGAGAAAUAUUCCAAAUGUACAACAUUUAGGCACUUACAGAGCAGCAAAGCCUCUCCAGAACCUGGUGAAACAUCCAAUUUUGUGCUGUUUUGAUGGCAGAGGUGCAAAUGUGUGCAGGUGCCAGAGAAACUAGAUCCAGUUCUUUUUAAAUUCCAGAUGAUGGUGAUGAUGGGAUUCUAUCAGCGUCUGUCUCAUAUUAAGUCAGCUAAUGUUGAAUAUUGAAAUGAAAUGAUAAUGCAAACUGUUGGUAUUGUUGAACACUGUUAUUUUAAUCAUUGCCGAGCUGGAUGGAUUCUUGUUUACUUUCUGAAAAAGGUUUAUCUGAAAUGAAAUGUUCUCUAGUUGAAGCCGACCGGGAUUUUGUGGCCUUGUCUGAGCAGCACUAAGCUUGUUUCUUGUUUCUUUUUUAAAUGUUUCCAGACAGCGGUAUUGUGCGGUGUGGGGCUGAGGCUCCCUCCCACCAGGUGGACGACACUAACUUCAAGGGCCUCGCUUUGCCUUCCGUGGGCAGCAACUGACAAAACUCCCAACUUUUAUUUUGUUCGUUUCACCAUGAACACUUUUUCUUUCCGUAUUUUUAAAAACAAAUGAUAAGAGGGGAUUGGCUUGCUACGUGUAUCAAAUCUUAAACCUAAUUCUGCCGUUAACGCUAUACUUGAAUGAACGAAUAAUAAUGUGUCUGUAUCAGCCACUUCUUCGGCGCUUUGUCUCUCUGCGCGUCCACCGGUGUGUCCUCAGCCUCAGCCCCAGACCAAGGUCACUCUGACCCCGACCACACGCUCUCACUGCAAGGUUUUUGUUUGUGUUUUUUUUCCAAAUUGACCUUGAUAUGUUUUCUGUUUUUGUUUUUCUUUCCAAUGCUGUUAUCAAAGAUUUUUGGUGAAUCUAUCUGAGAAGGCCAUAAAACAACAAGGACCAACAACUAUGAUAACAAUUGUAACUGUAAAUAAUCAAGCGAAGGAGGCCGGGUUGGGGGAGGGGGGGGUCUGUUAAUGUGGAGAUUGCUGGCGGCAGACUGUUUGCUUCGGCCUCGUCGUUUUCCCCCACGCACACCUGAACCGCGUUCUUGUACCCGUGUGCAGGCUGUGGCGCUCCGGGUCCUUCGGAAAGGGGCCGGCAGUUUGCACUGCCUGAGUCCCUCUCAGGCAAAGGGGCCGGCGUGCGGGGGGGGGGGGGGGAUCUACAUGUACGGGUGGUAAGGGAAAGCUGGAUGUUCAGGGAUGGACGACGCUCGGCGGAGUCAUAGUUCAGCGUUGGUCCUCUCAGCCGGCAGGAAGCGGCACGGCCACAAAAUGAGAAGUGAAACUACAAAGGGGGUCACCGCGGGUCACAUCGGGCAACGGCAACUACGAGAAGGCCGCUGACCUCUUUUGUCUCCGUGUGAGUACGACCCGGGUGGAAAACACUCGCUCCGAGUUACUCCUCCGCGUUCCAAUACCAACAUUUGACAUAACGGCUCCAACCAACAGUUUCCUCGUCGUGAAGCCCAGUCCUCCAUCUGAUAUUGAUCCAGCCAAUUGUUUGUUGGGAGGGAAGGAAGCCACUGGAGAUCCAGUCUUAUUAGUCAGAGUAACAUUUUUGAAAGGGGAUGGUGUUGGGAAAAACCAUGGAUCGAGAGGGGGGGGUGGGGGGGUGUUGUGUUCUCUUGCUCUCGUGUCCCAUCGCACUCAAGAGUCUACGUCUCUGGCCUUUUGAUCAAAGAUCACACACCCUCAGUGGGCGGGGGGGAGGAGGGGCGAGGGGGGGGGGGGUCUGUUGACGUGCGCGUUGAGUCGCCUAAACUCUUCCAGGAUACAUUCCACAACUUCAUACUGUGAUUCCCGCUUCGGAGUUCGGUGUUCAGGAUGCAGACGGCAGGCUGUUUGAGGCGAGCUGGACGAUCCCUUCGCGCGGCGUGACGGACAGGCAUGUCGGCAGACCCCCUCCCCCCCCCCGGCAGACCGCUGGCCGACAGCUUUUAUUUCAGCUUCUGCGAUUGUAACCAAGAGCACUUUGCGAAAAGGCCAUCCGAAAUAUUGUGUGCUUUUAUUUUUGUUGUUCCAUGUUGUUUCUUUUUGGUUCUCUCAGUGCAGAUCAUUAUUUAAAUCCGAAGGGAGGGGGGUAAAAGAAAAGAACUUGAAUAUUUGGUAACUGGUCUUAAGGUGGUUGCCCCUCAUCUGGACAUAAACACAUCUCACCACACCGGUUAUAUGCAGCUCGUUGCAUAGCCCCGCUGAACAGACCCCCCCCCCCGCCGGCUCUCUGCUUACAGUUUGGGAGACUCCCUUUCCUUAAACAGAACCUGUAUAACGGUUGCAAAGCUUUCUGGGAAGGCUCGCUGCGCUGAAUGUUGUAUCCACUGCAGGAUCCUCUCUGUCUGCAAUAACGCCCUGUUUGUAGUUAAAGGCUGGAUCUGGUAUCCAAAUAGCGCUUCAAUGAUUUAUGAAAGACAGACAAAAUGGCCAAACGACCAUCAUGCACUUUUGCAAAUCAUUACAGAAUUUAUUUUUGUUCUUGGGCUCAACAUCUCUGUCAAAUCAAGAUUGUAGAAUAAUAAUAAAUGAUUAUUAUAAACCUUCGGUAGAUCCAUAAUUGGAUGCUUUGACUUUGGGAGAGAAAGGAAUAUUCCGGUGUCUAUAACAGAUUUGUUUGCCGCAGUGAUUAUCAUGAUAAUCCUUUAUGGAGUUUUUUUUUUUUUUUUCCCUAAUAUACAUUUGAAAUCUGUCCCAGUUCUCCAACCCGGACUUUGAUGUAAACGCACACAGUCGCAUUAAGGCAGAAGAAGAAACCCCGUCACUCCACUUCUCUCUGUGUGUUAACGCUUUCUUCCCAGUUGCACAUCUGCCACCUUUCUCUUGUGAAUCCCACCGGAGGGGCUGGAUGGAACGCGGCGACGCCAUCGGACCUUUAACACGCAGCCAUGUGAUGAAGCAUGGGUUUCCCUUUCUGAAUACCCAUUUCUCUUCUCAAAAAGUUUAUUUUCCUUAUUUUUCUUCGCUGUUUCUAUUGGAAGCUGCAGGACGGGGGGGUAUAGGUGUUAGUUUUUUGGAGAAGAAUUUGCACUUUUUGGCGAUGAAAAUAAAUUGUAUUGUAUAUGAGACCACUAAAUCCACAGUCUAAACCAUAUAAUUCCAUUUUGUGUCAUUGUUUUUUGUUCUGUUCUUUUUGUUUUCUUGUUUUGUUUUUUUAAUAUAUCCAAAAAUGUCUGGCAUCUGGUUGUCUGGUUUAAAGAAUAUAAAAUCUUUCUAUUAAAAACAAUGGUUGCAAAAAAGA